CGCAGAGCCCACAAACAGCAUAACCAUCCAAUCGCAGCCGAACACCUUCAACUUAGCUCUCUCUCUCUCUCACCCCCUUCUCUCCUCGGUAGCCUCUCUGUAGAGUUUGUAGGUAUCUCUUCCAACGAGGAGGCGAGAGCUGGCCAAUUUGAUCCAUUCUUUCACGCUUGUUGUCUACUUGCUUUUCUUUUUCUUUUUUCUCUUUUCUUUGUUGCUCUAGCCUCAAGGAAAAGGAAGAAAGAACUGAGCUUUCCCACCUUUUUCUGUUUCGAUAAUUCAGAUUGUCCUCUGUUCUCACAGUUUUCUCAGUUGGGUUUCUGGGGUUGCUCUUGUGCUCAUCUGGGGCUGGUUUCCGUAGCUUUUAUUGCUUCUUUUGGUGUUAAAUUGGUUUGGUGGGAGAGUGGAUUUAAAGUUGCCAAGGCAAUUUCGCUUCAAAUUUCUCCAACUUUUGUAAUUCAUAAUUUGGAAUCUAUUUCAUUUUAAUUUGAGUGUUUCAGAUCUGAUUGGCGGCCUUAGGGUUUAUUUAUGACCAGUAAAGAUCUGUACUUUCUUUAUUCAAAUAAUUUUUCUUUCGAAUUUUCGUCGAUUUUGGAAAGUGGGUCUUUUCUAGAUUCUUCGGGUUAUGCUUCCAUAAAAAAGGUAUUCGGAUUCCCUGCAAAUGCUUCAUGAUUUAAAGCCUGUUUUCUCGUCUUAAAACCCCCACCUCUGCAUUUCCUCUCUGGGUUCUCCCUCCUUUGCUCUCUACUUCUCUGUUCCAUCGAAAUCAAAAUCUCGAACCUAUUCUCCGGAAUCGAAUUAUCAAACUGUAGCAAACUCAAGGACUUUCCUCUUUCCGUGGAAGGAGAGAGAGGGAGGCUGACUGGCCCCCCGCGAAUUCUGAGAUUAUUAUUUUUUUUUUCAUCGGAUUGGUAUGAGCUGUAAUUCUGUGCUGUAACUGUAAUUCGGAAACGAUGAGAUCGGGAAUGGAAAUUCUCUCUCCGGCUUCCUAUCAUCAUACCAACUCGAAUUGGUUUCUUCAUGAGAGAAAGAGCAGGGCAUGGACCCAUGAAGAGAACAAGAGGUUUGAGGAUGCUCUUGCGGUAUAUGAUAAGGACACUCCUGAUCGAUGGAUGAAGGUGGCGGCAAUGAUUCCAGGCAAGACCGUGGAGGACGUGAUGAGGCAGUACAAUGAAUUGCUGGUCGACGUUGGCCAUAUAGAAGCUGGCCGGAUCCCGAUUCCUGGGUAUCGCACCCCUUCUUUCACAUUAGACUGGACCAACAAUCGUGGGUUCGACGGGUUUAAGCAAUCGUUUAGCCCCGGCGGCAGGAGAGCUACCUCCGGUCGGCCCUCUGAUCAGGAGAGGAAGAAAGGGGUCCCAUGGUCAGAAGAUGAGCACAGGUUGUUUUUGUUGGGCCUUAAAAGGUAUGGUAAGGGAGACUGGAGAAAUAUCUCGAGGAAAUUCGUUGUCACUAGAACACCGACUCAAGUAGCUAGCCAUGCCCAGAAGUACUUUAUCAGGCAGCUUUCAGGAGGAAAAGAUAAAAGGAGAUCCAGCAUCCACGACAUCACAACUGUCAAUAUCACAGACACUAGACCUCCCUCACCGGACAAUGAUAGAGCCCCUUCACCGGAUCAUUCUAUAGUGCUUCCCCAGCAAUCUAAUUUGGCUGUCACACCCAAAGUACAGUUUGAUUGGAGUCAGCCAAACAAUGGGCCUGCCAUGGUUUUCAACCAAACAAAUGGUAACAUGUUCAUGUCACCUUCUUCUGGGGUAGCUUCUUAUGGGCAUAAACUACAAGGGCAACAUCAACCAAGAGAAGCUUCUUAUGGAUAUCACUUUGGACCUCAGCAUUCAAUAUUUCAGAUGCAAUCCUCACAAUACCACCAGAUAGCAUGACUGUCUUUUGAGUUCUCAAUGCUUUUGUCAUGGUUUCUAUGUGAAUAUGUGGAUGUAGACUUGAAGUAGUUCAUAGUAUCAGAAAAAUAGGAGAUAAGAUCAUAUAUUGUGCUUUGAGUUUCAAAGCCUGAAUCUUGAAACUGAGGGAGAGGAUUUUUGAACACGGGUUUCUCUGUGUUAAAGAUUUCAUGUUGAAUUUGAGGUGUCUUCUUUGGAUCAGAUAUUCUAAUAUGGGGUUGAAGGAGAUGGUAAGGAAAUGCAGAGUCAUUUGUAAAUAUGCCUUGAUGUUAUGUAAGAAUUGACAUUUUGGGGAAAUGGCAUUCAAGCAGUAGAUUUGAUCAGAUAAUGGGUUGUCCAGUUAUUAUAUGAUCUGUUUUACUUUAGGAUGCUUUCCCUCAAGAUGAAGAUUUCUAUACAGAGAGAUCUGUAUCAGCGAGACGGUAUCUGCAGUUCAUGUUACUGUGAUGAAUGAAAUUGCUCGAACCAGUGAGAUAAGCUUCUUAGAGUUUAAACCAAAGGAUUGAUAUAUUCCAGGGAUCAUCUGCUUAAAACUAAUGAUAGGUAGAAAGGAUUAGAAAAUGGGUUUAUUUUAAAGUUGUUAAUAUUAUUAGUUCCAUCAUCAAAUAUAUUUGAUUCCAAAGUACCACCAGUCCUAAACCUUUGUACCUCUUGUCUCCAUUACUUUGAAUUAUAUUAUUCCUGUCUUGUUCUCUA
This is a messenger RNA of Nelumbo nucifera (sacred lotus), 2591 nucleotides long. RefSeq names its product transcription factor DIVARICATA-like. Gene Ontology annotation, molecular function: DNA binding. The record is from RefSeq and is a predicted model, not a curated record. Lineage: Eukaryota; Viridiplantae; Streptophyta; Magnoliopsida; Proteales; Nelumbonaceae.